This is a messenger RNA of Polyodon spathula (Mississippi paddlefish), 4184 nucleotides long. RefSeq names its product nexilin-like. Gene Ontology annotation, molecular function: cell-cell adhesion mediator activity. The record is from RefSeq and is a predicted model, not a curated record. Gene Ontology annotation, biological process: homophilic cell-cell adhesion; axon guidance; dendrite self-avoidance. Lineage: Eukaryota; Metazoa; Chordata; Actinopteri; Acipenseriformes; Polyodontidae. The transcript is spliced from 16 exons. Bases 347 to 2629 code for a protein of 760 amino acids. Gene Ontology annotation, cellular component: axon; plasma membrane.
CAGCUGAAGUCUGGCCCUGAAUCGUCUGGAAUGCGGUAGAUGGUGAGAGAAAUGGGACUUUUAUGGAAACUAGGAUCCUGAAACGCAACUUCACCCAAACGACAUUCAGUCUGACUACGGAGAACGAAGUACACGGGCUUCUCUGUGCUUCAAAAAGUUUGGAUUAUAGUUCACCGUCUUUUUUUAAUUUUCUUUUUUUUUUAUCAGAUUAAGUCAUUUCUUUACGGAGUGCAAGAAGGGUGUUGGAUUAAUCUUCUUGAAAGAAGUAAAUCAAUAAGUGCCUUCUGAACAAUUGCGCUCACACACUGAAUCAAGUGCCCAGGCAACGUGUCAAACAGGAGCAGCCAUGACUGACGUGGCACAAAAAGCAGAGAUCCUUCUUUCUUCUUCCAAACCUGUUGCAAAAAGCUACGUGCCCAAACUGGGCCAGGGGGAUGUAAAGAAUAAGUUUGAAGCCAUGCAGAAAGCAAGGGCAGAGCGAAGUCAUAGAAGAAGUGAGGAUGAACAGCAAAGAAGGAGGGAACAGUACAUCAGAGAGAAAGAGUGGAACAGGCGAAAGCAGGAGAUUAAAGAACUUCUUGCCUCUGAUGAUGAAGAAGAGGUUAAGCCGGCAAAACCAGAAAAAAGCUACGUGCCAAAGAUAACAGGAAGUGUAAAGGGUAAAUUUGCAGAGAUGGAGAAGCAAAGACAAGAGGGACAGAAAAAGAGAAAUAAUGAGGAAAGACAGAGGCGCCUCACACAAGAUUUAGCAGAAAAGAAGAAGAUUCAACGAGAGCUGGCCAAGAAAGCUGAGGAGAUUGAUGACAUUAUAUAUACUGGAUGUGAAUCAGAAGUAAAGGAAGGCGACGAUUCACUUCUCAUCAAAGUAGUUCCAGUAAAACAUUCAAAAUCCCCUGGCAAGAUUAAAGUCAACUUUGAAGAUCUGGAAAAAGCGAGAGAAGAGGAAGAGAAGCAGAAAAUUGAGGUGGAGAAGAAGAAAAGAUAUGAAGAGCACAGGCGUUCCUUCCGUGAAGCUAAACGUCGCUCCGUCUCGGAGGACAGUGAAACGCAAACCAAAGAAGUGAAGGAACAGAACACUCCCGGGAAGCUGAAGCUGACGUUUGAGGAGAUUGAAAGGGAAAGGCAGAAGCUGAGGAAGCAGCAGGCCGAGGAGGAAGCAAAGCGGCAGCUGGAGGAGGAAAAGCGCGCCUUUGAGGAAGCAAAACGUCACAUGGAAAACAAUGACGAGGAAGAACAAGGAGCCCAGUCUGUGAAAGAAGAGUUCCGCCCCGGCAAACUGAAACUUAGCUUUGAGGAGCUGGAACGGCAAAGAAUAGCGGAAGAAAGGAGAAAAGCAGAAGAAGAAUCUAAAAGGCGUAUUGAAGAAGAAAAGAAAGCGUUCGCCGAAGCCAGAAAAAGCAUGGUCUUUGAUGACGAUGACGAAAUUCUUGCUGCGAUUCUUAUCAAAGAAAAUGUCAAACCAGGGAAACUAAGUAUCAGUUUUGAAGAACUGGAAAGGCAGCGGCGUGAGGAAGAGCAUCGGAAAACAGAGGAAGAAUCCAGAAAAAGGCUUGAGGAAGAAAAAAGGCUGUUUGCAGAAGCCAGGAAGAGCAUAAGUCCAGGCCAGGAUCAGGAAAAUUCAGUCAUGAAGAAUUGUGGAGAUGAAAUACUAGAUGGAGACGAACAAGGACUUGUGAAAAGUGAUUCUCAAGAAGCACUCGCGCGAGGGAAACUGGAAAUUAAUUUCGAAGAGCUGCUGAAACAAAAGGAAGAAGCAGAACGAAGACGUACAGAGGAGGAGCGCAAGCAAAAACUGAAAAUGGAAAAGCAAGAGUUUGAGCAAAUGCGACUAGAAAUGGAAGAGGAUGAAGUAAAUGACAGCAUUGAAGUUUUAAGUACCGAGUAUGAAGAAUUGAUUAAGCUAAAGAGAACUGGCUCAAUUCAAGCUAAGAACUUGAAGUCCAAGUUUGAAAAGAUGAAACAACUCACAGAAGAGGAAAUUCAGAAGAAAAUUGAUGAAGAGAGGACCAGGAGAAAAGCCAUCGAUCUUGAAAUCAAGAAGAGGGAAGCUGAAAGAGUUCAAGAGGAAGAUGAAGAGGACAGCGGAACUCAAGCUACCAGAAUUGAUGCUCCUUUUAAACACAAAGUGGACAUGCAGGCUCGGUUUGAGCAGAUGUCCAGGGCCAGAGAGGAGGAGGACAGAAAGAGAAUUGAGGCACAGAAAUUGCUACGAAUGCAGUUUGAACAAGAAGAAAUUGACGCAGCAUUGCAAAAGAAAAAAGACGAGGAGGAAGAGGAAGAGGGAAGCAUCAUUUAUGGGUCAACAUAUGAAGAUGAAGAGGAUCAUGCAAGAUCUGGGGCUCCAUGGUUCAAGAAGCCUCUUAAAAACCAGUCAGUGGUUGAUGCGGAACCAGUUCGAUUUACAGUGAAAAUCAAUGGAGAACCAAAGCCGGAAGUGACCUGGUGGUUUGAAGGGGAAAUGCUGCAGGACUGCGAGGACUAUCAGUAUAUUGAGAGAGGAGAAACAUACUGCCUUUACCUCCCUGAGACCUUCCCUGAAGAUGAAGGAGAAUACAUGUGCAAAGCAGUGAACAGCCGUGGCACAGCAGCUAGCACUUGCAUUCUCACUAUUGAAACUGAUGACUACUGAUGCCCUAUUUUAGUGGAACGUUUCCUCUCUCCUUCACUUUCUCCAAGUUUCCUAUGGUGGGGCCAGAAAAAAAAAAAAAAAAUUCAAUUUGGAAGGAAAUUGCUUUAUUGUCAUUCCUCCAGUGGUUAAACAUUAUGGUCUAGAAAACACAUGAGCAUUGUUUACAUACUGAUCUGUUUUUGUUCAUGGUAUUGGUGACAAGGCUCAGCCUUCCAAGCACUCCGAAAUGGCAGAAGCAUAAUGUCAAUGUGUUCUACUUGUGCCACUAGGACCCAUGUUAAAUAUGAUUGUCAUAGUGGAACAUUCUUCAUAAAAUGAUGCACCAUACUGUUCCCUUAAGGGAAAAUAGGUUUUCCCUAAAUGAUAGUCUGCCACUUUGUCUAUAAAGACAAUAAAUAAAAGUCUCCAAUGUAAAGAAUUAAACAUAUUUCACAGAAAGUACAUAAAUUCAAGUAUGUUAUGUGUAACUGCAGCUCUAAAGUUAAUGACCUAAUUUAAAAGCCUUUAUUAACCCUCAAGAGCUGGUCACGGAUUGAAUAAAAUUGUGUUUAUUUCAAGGUGUUGUGGUUAUGAAAGUUGAAGGUUCUUGUUAGAAACUAAAGUUAAGGAUAACCUAGAAACUUCGGUUUAUACUUGUAUUUGCCAAUUCAUGGUAAAAUUGAACAAACAAGCAGAGUACAUUGUGUUGCAAAGUAAGAAACAUUCACAAUUGUAUGGCAACACUGGCUAACUACUUAACCAUAUACAGGAGUAUGACAAUUUCCUUUGCAGAUUAAAUUUUAGAAUUUGUCAAAACAGCAAUAAAAGUUUGUACAAACAGGUUUAGUGUAACAAGAACACUGAAAGUUCUAAAAAUAAAUAUUAAAUUAAAACUGCCUUUUUAUUGCCUCAAUGUAUUGGAACUGUACAAUAUAGAUUUACUAAUAACUACCAUACUACUUCAUUUAUGGCUGACUAACAAGUCAAGUCAAAGAGUAGGUAAUAUAAGCACAACACAGGUUUAUUUUGUGUGUGUUUUCACAGAAACACGAUGUUCCAGUCUUCAAAUACAACUGCAUGUCCCCACUUAUUGACAAAGCCCUAAAAAGGUACACUACCAAAACAAUGACAAUCUAGGUCUGAAGCAGUAAAUCGUAUCUAUAAAGCUCAGUCUCUCAAUUAAUCGUACUAACUGAAAUCUUGAUUUAUGGAUUUUUAUUGUUUUAAAGUCAGUGCAUGAACAUGAAAAAAAUACCAAGGGCAUGUGUAAGAAAGAACAGCGAUGGGCAGUCAACCAAAUCUUGAGUUGAAGAAAUAGUAACAACUGAAGUUUUUUUUCCUAGUGAGAAUAAAAUGAUUUUAUAAGCCAGGGACACACAGGCUGCAUGUGGCCCGUGUAUUAAUUCAAUUUCACUUAUGAAUAUACCAUAAAUAUUUAAACUUUGACUUGCUUUCUCUCAUAUAAAAAGCAGCACAUCAUUUUCAUUCUUACCGCAGAGAGCAAUUGCUUCUCAUCAAUUUACGGCUCCAAUUAAUUUAAUGAGUCUUCCUCUCCUUUCUCAAAUGCACAAACCCG